Messenger RNA from Anguilla rostrata (American eel), 8125 nucleotides. Its product is annotated as probable JmjC domain-containing histone demethylation protein 2C. The record is from RefSeq and is a predicted model, not a curated record. NCBI's taxonomy places the organism in Eukaryota, Metazoa, Chordata, Actinopteri, Anguilliformes, Anguillidae. Gene Ontology annotation, molecular function: zinc ion binding; transcription coregulator activity; histone H3K9 demethylase activity. Gene Ontology annotation, cellular component: chromatin; histone deacetylase complex. The transcript is spliced from 26 exons. Bases 216 to 7451 code for a protein of 2411 amino acids. Gene Ontology annotation, biological process: regulation of transcription by RNA polymerase II.
GACGGGCUUUACUGAAUCAUACCGCUCAGGAUUGUUAGUUUGCUGGCUGCUGGCGGGUAGACGUUUAAAUCUUGUUUAACGUUACAUUAGACUGUCAGAGACUCGGAAACUACUCAACCAGUUUUUCUUUCUUUUUAUUAGUAUUUAAUAAGCCUUUUAUAGAAAAAAUGUCCGCACCGUAGCGUGUUGCUUUCGAAGUUUUGCGAGGAUUUUCCAUGGGGGUGGAAGAGCGCCCGGAGCUGGUUGGAAAGCGGUUCCUGUGCGUGAGCGGACGGGAGCUGUUGGAGCUCGGUGAGAUCGCGCACUGGAGAUGGCGAGCAGGGGUAAUCCGAGCAGUUACUCACCGCGACAGUGACAACCCGGAGCUCAUGGUGUAUGUGGAGUUUGAUGGCUUGGAGUGGGAGAAGAGAGAGUGGGUGAAGGUGCAUGAAGGCUACCGGGUCUUCCUGCUGGAGAACUGCCUCGUUUGGGCCUGGCGGAAGGACACCACGCAGCUCCAGGGGUCAAAGGUGAAGCAGAUUCAGUGGCCUGCCCUGACAUUCAGGCCGUUAGUGGGGAAGUCUGUUUUGGGCCCGGUCACCGCGGUGGAGUUUCUCUGUGACAGACGGCUGGAUUUCCUCGCAGAAGAUGGCGCAUACUGGCCUUAUGAGGAGGAGGUUGCCAGCUUGAAUCCAGUGCUCAGGGACAAUCUGCAGCUACACCAGGAGGUCUGUGCCUGGGUCAAAGAACAGAAAAUCCAGCACGUUUUUAUGAGAGGUCCCUACUCGCUGAAUGGCCACAGGGUGAGGGUGUACCGCCAGGACUCAGCCACUCAGUGGUUCUCAGGCAUCAUCACCCAUCACGACCUGCGCAGCCGCGGGAUGAUUGUGAUGAACGACCAGGUACUAGAGCCUCAGAAUGUUGACCCUUCUACGGUACAGAUGACAUUUUUAGAUGAUAUUGUGCAUUCUUUGCUGAAAGGUGAAAACAUCGGCAUUACGUCCAGACGUAGGACUCGCACCAGCCAAAAUGGCAGCUUUGUUCCUGCUCAUUCCGCACGUACGCAGGCCAGCAGCCCCAGGUCCCUGGCCAGCUCUAGCUCCACGUGCCAGGUCCAGUCCUCCCAGAAUUCCCCGGGGCAGCAGCGCAACUCCUCACCUGUAUGCACCAGGGACCCCCAUCCCAACAGUGUCCCCUCUGAGCACGGGCAGAUGGGUAGCGAGGGGCCGAGCCCUGAAGGGAAAGAUCCCUCAGUGAUUAAAAGCGAAGCCAUGGCGAAUAAGAGGAGGAAGGCGGAGGAGGAGAGGAGCGAGGUGAAGCGGAGAAAAGCGGGAGGUGGGUGUGGCGGGACGGAGAGCAGCGACCAGGGGAGCAGGAGAACCGCUGAGCCCCCCGCAGAGUCCAAAAGCAAGGGCGCUUCCCAGCCCCGCCCACAGGAGGAGGAGCCAUCCCACAGUGCCGAGGGGCCGGAGGGGGUGGAGGCAGCCCCCGGGGAGGAUGGGGAAAUCGUGACGGUCCGGUCCGUUGACCGUGCGCUGAGACGGACUAAGACUCCGCCUGCUCCCCACGAGCCAGGCGGCGGCAGCUCAGAAGCGGAGGGGUGUGGCUCAGGAACGAAGGGCACCUUGAAACCAUCACCUGCGGAAGAGUCCGGAAUCAUCGCGGCCAGAACGCAGACGCCGCCGGACAUGACGGGCGCGACGGAGGACUGCGGCAGACCUCGCCAGGGCUCGGGGGCCGCCUCUGCUCCGCAGCCUUCCCAGGAGGCCGAGCGGCAUAUCCCAGAGACCAGGCCCGGCUCGGAAUGCAGGAGCAUGCAGCGUCGUCCUGAGCUGCAGGACUCCUGCUCUGAGGAGGCGGUCCCGCCGAGCUCCGCCCGGCAGUGUUCCGCCGCCACGCCCUGCGUCCGAAACCCCGCCCUUCCCCAGGAGGUCAGGACGUCCCUGCGGAGCGCGUCUCCAGACGUCCCCAGGCCCAGAGCCAGUCCGGGACCCUGUGUGUCCACACGGGACGCGUCCCCCGGCGUGAAGCGCAGAGGCAGCGGUUCCAGAGCGAGCGCAGCCGCGGAGGGGGGCGGGGCCGAGCCCGGCGAGCCGCGCGUCUUUAAGCCCGUGGCCACGCGAGGCUCCGCCUCCGAGCACCAUCUGAGCGCGCUCAUUGAUAAGAACCAGCCCUUCAGCUUGUACAGGGACCUCCCGCUCGUCCGGCCGUACGCAGACACCAGCCACGUCACCUACCUGCACCCCCACCUCCACCCCCUCCACCAACCGCCACGCUCCGCCUGCCUGGCCCCGCCCAGCCCCCACCACCACCCCUCCCACGGGCUCAUCCACCACCCUCACCUCCUUCCCGGCAUGCUCCCCGGGCUGGCCCCACCCUCCCUGCUGGGGGGUCAUCCCCCGCUAGGGGCCGUGGGUCUGGCUCAUCACCCCCACCAUCAGCAGCCCCCCAGUCCCGCCGACCCCUCCUACAAUCACCUGGGCCUGUACCCCAUCGUCUGGCAGUACCCCACCCUGGGACCGCCGUCCUCAAAGUGGGGCCUUCCAGAGAGUUCUGUCAGCUCAGAGACCUGUCUGAGAAGGAACACGCCCAGCCCUUGGCUGCCCCAGCACACUCCUGUGACCUCCCCCGAGGGCCUGGGGUUACUGAGCCACGCCCCCACGAGACCCGCCAGCGCUGACCCCCACCCCUGCUCCAACCCCUCGGUGUCUAACCGCACACCAGAGAAGGAGAAGCAGGGCUUCAUGGAGCCAAUGCGAGCCUUUACCCCAACGUACCCAACACCGGACCUGGACAGGAUGAGGCUUCCGGGCGCCAGAGAGGGACAGCUGCAGCGUCACUUCCUGGAUGCCCUCCCAGGCCAGCAGAGGGCGCCGCUGGGUGCUGGUGACAGGGCCAGCAGGUACAAGGAGGAGAGCCGGCGUAUUCUCCAGGAAAGCAUUCAGGUUGCCCCCUACACGGCUAAGAUUCGGCCCAGCGAGGGGGAGAGAGAGCCGUACCUGGCCCCGCCCCUGGCCAAGAGCCACGCCCUCUACAGAGACCUGGACCCCUCCCCCAGCGAGAUGUACGGGCUGAAGAGCAGGGUCUUCCCCAGCCUGUCCAGCGGUGAGGCCCGCCAGCCUUAUCCCAGCUCCCCCCUGCCCGACCCCCUGUUCUGCGGCAGGUCCCACUCCGGACCCCCUCCCCUCAUUAAGCACCAGGCUGAAGAGGAGGGGCUGGUGGGGAAGAUUACAGAGCGCCUCUCCAAAGAGCGACCACAGCCCCCGACCGCGCCUGACCCCCUCUGUUGCAUGCCCGCCCUGCACAGGGCUCCUGUCUUUCACCCCCCUACCCAGCAUGCUCUGGGGUGCCCGGAGGGAGGAACAGCCAGGCUGUCUCCGCCCACUCUCACCCCCGUUCCAUCAGUGAGCUCGGCGGAGGCAGGGCUGGUGACAGGGCUGGGUUCGGAGCAGCAGAGGCCCCCCACGCUCCUCCCGGAAGUGCGGGGGGAGGGGGGCUGUGGCGGGACUCGCGGUUCCCUGCCUGAGGGCUGGCCACCCAGGGCAAAUGGCGGCGCUAAACCCCAGUCAGCGGUGGCCUCUGUGAUCACACGCGCAGACGCAAGGCCAGGCCCAAUGAGUGCGGGGGGGAUUCUGCCUGGGGGAGGCUCAGAACACGCCUCCCCUCUCCUCAGGAACUGUGUGAGAGAUGCACAGGGAGGGGCUGCUAGCCCUCCUAAAGCUCCUCCCAACAGCUCACCCCCCAGUGCCCCUGGCCAAGGCCAAUCAGGUGAGACAUCAGCCAGGGAGAAGGCUGAAGGCUCCGCCCCCACAGCUGGGACACACUCAGUGAGGGUGCAGCUGGACCGAGAGGCCCUGACCCCCUCCCCCAGCAUACGUGCCCCCCAGGGUCUGCCGUACCCCAACCACUUUGUCCACCUGAAGAAGCACAAGGCUGUACUGGCUGCCGCCCAGUUUCAAAUCGCCAGCCCUGCUCAGAGUGACGCAGAAGCCUUUCCUCUCCCACCCCCCGUUUCCCAUGCUGAUGAUGUAAACAAAGCCAACUCCCUGACCAAUGGCCAUCCGCCUCCACUCGGCUCCCCGACCAAUGGGUAUCCAUCCCCACCCGGCUCCCUGACGAAUGGACAUCCUUCACCACUCGGCUCCCUGACCAAUGGACAUCCUUCCCCACUCGGCUCCCUGACCAAUGGGCAUACGCCCGCACCCGGCUCCUUGACCAAUGGGCAUCUGGCCCCACCCAGCUCCCUGACCAAUGGGCAUCUGGCCCCACCCGGCUUCCUGACCAAUGGGCAGCCAGCCCCGCCCAGCCAGCCCAACUACCACAAGCUGAAGAAGGCCUGGCUGACCCGCCACUCUGAGGAGGAUAGAAACACCAAAGCAGCCAGGAACCCCGAGAUCAAGCCCGCCACCAUCAGCUUAACGGUGUCCCCAUCUGACCACAACAGUGUCACCAGUGAGAAUGCCACAGAGCAGGAGGCCAGAGAGGAGCAGGAGACCCGCGAGAAGCAGGGGGUUGGAGAGGAGCAGGAGGCCGGGGAGGACCAGGGGGCCGGAGAGAAGCUGGGGGUUGGAGAGGAGCAGGAGGCCGUGGAGGACCAGGGGGCCAGAGAGGAGCUGGGGGUUGAAGAGGUUCAGGGGGGUGGAGAGGAGCUGGGGGUUGAAGAGAUUCAGGGGGGUGGAGAGGAGCUGGGGGUUGAAGAGGUUCAGGGGGGUGGAGAGGAGCAGGAGGCCAGAGAGGAACUGGGGCUGCGGAAAUCCCACAGAGCGGCUAAGAGGAGCUACAAAUCGGCCUCGGAGAGUGCCGAGGACUCGGACGGCAGCCAAUCAGAGCACAGGGCCAAACGGCAGGCCAAGCCCACCUACAAGAAGAAGCUGAACGAACUGCGGAAGAGGAGGAGCAGCAACAGGAAGGAGGAGGAGGAGAAGGAGGAGCCCCGAGCUAACGGCAGGAGCGCCAAGGAGAAGACGAGGCUCAAGCUGGCCAGCAGCAACGGGACCCCUCGCUCCGUGCUGAAGGACUGGCGCAAGGUUCGGAAGCUGAAGCAGACGGGGGAGGCCUUCCUGCAGGACGACUCCUGCUCCCAGGUCGGGCCCAACCUGCAGAAGUGCCGCGAGUGCCGAUUGGCCCGCAGCAGGAAAGGGGAGGAGCCUGGCCACUCACCCGUCUUCUGCAGGUUCUACUACUUCCGGCGGCUUUCCUACAGCAAGAAUGGAGUGGUGAGAAUAGAUGGCUUCUCCUUCCCAGACCAGUAUGAUGACGAGGCCCUCAGUAUGUGGACUCCCAGCGUCUGUGAGCAAAACCAGCUGGAUCUGGAAACUUCCAAAUACAUCCUCAGCUGCAUCGGGGACAAAUUCUGCCAGCUAGGCAUGGCUGAAAUCGCAGCUGCAACAUGCAUCAAGAAAAAUGCAUGCCUGGCCUGGAAGAGGGCAGUGCGAGGAGUCAGGGAGAUGUGUGACGACUGUGAAGCCACACUUUUCAACCUCCACUGGGUCUGCCAGAAGUGUGGCUUUGUGGUGUGUGUGGACUGCUACAGGGCAAAGGAGCACAAGGGCGCUAAAGACAAAGACCUGUACCCCUGGCUAAAGUGUGUCAAAGGACAGCCUCAUGAUCCCAAACAUCUGAUGCCCACUCAGAUCAUUCCUGGAACAGUGUUAGCUGACCUGCUGAACACCAUGCACACUCUCAGGGAGAAGUUUGGCAUUAGGUCCCACUGUGCUUGUUCUGGGAAACCCAACAAGAUCCCGUCCACCAACGGGGUGUCCCAGGUGCUGCAGAAUGUGCUGAACCACAGCAAUAAGAUGUCCCUGUGCAAGCCCCACGGUGGCCAGGAGGACCCCUCCCUGAAGGCGGAGUCAGACUGCAGGCCCGUCCUGCCUGAGCCCCAGUCCCCCCUGCACUUCCUGGCCGAUCUCGCUGAGCAGAAGUCCCGCGAGGAGAAGAAAGAAAAUAAGGAGUCGCCAGUGGGGGUGGUGGUGAAAGAGGUGGAGCAGGGUGAGGGGGUGGAGGCUCUGAGCACUAAGCCCUCCGUCCUGGGGGCCAGCGGCACGGAGCAGGGCUCCACCCUCAGGGACCUGCUCACCACCACGGCCGGGAAGCUCCGUCUGGGCUCCACCGACGCCAGCAUGGCCUUCGCCCCGGUGUACUGCAGCCCCACCCAGACCAGUAAAAGCAGCAGGAGCAUGCCCAACAUCCUGCAUGACAUCAUCGCCUCAGUGGUGGAGAACAAGAUCCCGGCAGGCAAGCCCAGGCUCAGGCCCAAGCAGGAGGCGGGCGAGGAGGCCGGGGCGGAGACCGCGACUGCGCCCCCUACAGACGCCCCGCACGCCUGGCUCUACCACAAACGCCUGCUGUGGCUGAGAGACCCCCGUCACCCCGGCAACCGCAGGCUCUUCCGGGAGAGCUGGGAGCAGGGCCAGCCGGUGGUGGUGUCUGGCAUCCACAGGAAGCUGAAGGCCAGGCUGUGGACGGCUGAGUCUCUCAGCCAGGAGUUUGCCGACCCCCAGGGAGAGCUCGUAAACUGCAAGGACGCGGCCGUGUCCGUGUCUGCCGUUAAGGGGUUCUGGGAUGGCUUCGAGGACUUGACGAAGCGGCGCAGUAGGGGCAGCGAGGCGGCGGUGUCCCGGCUAAAGGACUGGCCUUCAGGGGAGGAGUUCCUGGCCCUCAUGCCUUCCCGGUACGAUGACCUCAUGGCUAAUCUCCCCCUGCCGGAGUACUCCGCCCCAGAGGGGAGUCUCAACCUGGCAUCCCGGCUGCCCCCCUUCUUUGUGCAACCAGACCUGGGGCCGCGGCUGUGCUGUGCCUACGGUGUUGUUGCAUCCCAGGAGCAGGACUUUGGAACGGCCAGCCUCCACCUGGAAGUGUCCGACACCGUCAGCAUCCUCAUUUAUGUGGGCGUGGCCAAAGGAAAUGGAGCCCUGUCCAAAACCAGUCUACUGAAGAGGCUGGAAGAGGAGGAUCUGGAUGAUGGAAUGAAGAGGAGACUGAAGGACUCCAGUGAAACGCCUGGAGCUCUUUGGCACAUCUACGCCAGCAGAGACACAGACAAGAUUAAAGAAUUCCUCAGCAAGGUUGCCAGGGAGCAGGGUGACGAGGCGCUGGUGGAGCAGGAUCCAAUCAGAGAGCCAGGCUGGUACCUGAGCAGGAGGCUGAGGGACCGGCUGCUGGAGGAGCAGGGCGUCCAGGGCUGGACUGUGCUGCAGUUCCAGGGAGACGCAGUCCUGAUUCCUGCUGGGGCGCUGCACCAGGUGCAAAACCUCCACAGUUGUGUGCAGGUGAUAAAUGAUUUUGUGUCUCCCGAGCACGUGGUGCACGCCUUUCAUUUAACACAGGAACUCCGAUCCUCCUGCCAGGAAGUCAACUAUGAAGAUAAACUGCAGAUCAAGAGCAUCUUUUACCACUCUGUGAAAGACGCGGUCGGGACCUUAAAGAGGAGCUGGACGGAGGAGCCGGGUGAAGCUGAGGACAGCUUGUGAUGCUGUGAAGCCCGCCCCCUCUCGUCUACUGAGCGUGUGCAGUAAAGCACGCUCACUAACGGCAGCCUCAGGCGGCCUGGAGCUCAGGGCACCUGAGGACAGUCUGCCAGCAACAGCACAGCUCCUCCCUUCAGCCUUUUCCUGCUUUCAUACCGUACACUGUAAAUGCUACUAGGACACAAGUAAAUUAUAUUUAUUAUCAAAGGCGUAUUUGUCAUGUGAUAAAUGUAAAUGUGGCUUGUACAGGCCUGUACAUUUUACUAAAUGGAUUCUGUUUGCAGACUCCUGUACUGCAGGUACUGCAGUGCCUGUACCUGGGAAGUCCUUCCUGUAUCUCUGCCUUCAGACCGACCAUGUGUAUUAAGAUGAAAUGCCAAACUGCUGAAAAUAUUAUAAGAUUGUAUUAAGUACAGAAAAACAAAUUAACUAAAUGAGUAAUAGAGAAUUGUACUGGGAGACAUUUAAAAUGUUAUUUAUUCAAGAAAAUCUCAUUUUAUUAGGCAUUUAUUGUGAAAUUUUGAAGUUGAAUGAUAUUAUAUGUAAAUACAUGUAUACAUUCAAUAAUGUAUUUUUUAAAAAACAUGGCUUGUUUGAAUUUGUAAGUGUUAAAGCUUCAUACGCUGAUGUUAAAAUGGGCUUUGCAUUUUCCAUUAAAAUAUAUUUAUCAGUUUGAA